Molecule: messenger RNA, 3528 nt
Organism: Dicentrarchus labrax (European seabass)
Lineage: Eukaryota; Metazoa; Chordata; Actinopteri; Moronidae
Gene: hltf
Product: helicase-like transcription factor
Exons: 25
Coding region: 203-3109 (968 amino acids)
Molecular function (GO): hydrolase activity, acting on acid anhydrides, in phosphorus-containing anhydrides; nucleic acid binding; ATP-dependent chromatin remodeler activity
Source: RefSeq, a predicted model, not a curated record
GAGGAGCCUGGCGGGGAGGAAGCGGAACCAAAUCUCGCGGCUUCCGUAGCGCUAAUUGGGCGAAGCACGGCGAAAAGCAAAGGGCGGGUAAAAACGGCAGCCAGCGGGAUGAUGGUGGUGAGUUGCGGCCAGCGAAAACAAACACCAGCACCGCGGCAGAGACGAUAACAAGGUUGACAACCGCGGAGGAGAAGCAAGUGGCAUGUUUUCCCACAGGUGGAGGUUUGGUUCCAACAGGUUCACUGAGGUGGACCUCUUCACGGACCGCCAUGAGACCACUGCAGAGACUCUCUCCCAGGCCAUCAGAGAUACAGCGGCUGAGGAGCCCGAUGCAGACGGCAGCGUGCUGUUCGGCAGUCUGCAGGGCACUGUUGUUGGCCUCAGAUACUACACAGGGGUGGUGAAUCGUGGGGAAAUGGUCGGUUUAGUGCGACAGCCCCAGAAUCCAUACGACCCCAAUGCAGUGAUGGUCGCCAACAUUUAUGGCAACCAAGUGGGUCAUAUUAAACGAGAGCUGGCAGCAGCUAUGGCCAGCGUCAUGGACAGAAGUUUGGCUAAAGUAGAAGGGGUGGUACACUCAGGGACGAAAAACUCAUUCAACAUGCCAGUGAUGCUGUCCUUCUGGGGAAAAGAAGAGAACAAAACUGCUGUGAUAGAAACCAUGGCACGUCGCGGAUAUAAACUAAACAUGGGUGGAAGCAAACCAACAGGUGCAAAUCAGGGACCAUAUAGUAGUCAAGGUGCAUUGGCAUCUAAAAAAGGCUUGACCAUCCCACUAACUGCAGAGGAGCUGAAGAAUGCAUUUGACACCCUAUUUGAAGGCUUGAUGGAGAGUAUAGAUGGAGAAAAAGAAGCAGCCAAGGCUGUGGGUACUCCUCUCCUGCCCCACCAGAAGCAGGCGCUGUCCUGGAUGUGUGCUCGAGAAAACAAAUCUGCAUUGCCACCCUUCUGGGAGAAGAGAGGUGAACUGUACUAUAACAGCCUCACGUGUUUCUCUGCGAAAGAAAUACCAGAGAGAGUUCGUGGGGGAAUACUGGCAGAUGACAUGGGACUGGGAAAAACUCUGACAACGAUUGCUCUGAUCCUCACCAACUUUCACAAAGGAAAGCCCCUGCCCGUGGAGGAAUGUGAGGAGAAGUCUUCACCAAUGAAAACCAAAACUAAAGCACAGAAGGCCUCCAAACUGCAAGGAAGCAGCUGUGCAGGAGAUAGAGCAGGAGUGAGUGAUGCAGCAGCUGGUUCUCUAAGCUCAGACCUUCCUCAGGUGGAGGUGAUCUCUGUUGAUUUGCCAGAUGUAGUAGCGAUUGUGGACAAGUCAGAUAAAAGUACGAGCAAAGGGAAAAUGAAAGCCACCAAGCGAAAGCCCAAUAAAGAAGCUCCAGUAUUUCUUGAGGAUCUAGACUUUGCUGCAGCACUCGGUGGCUCAGCAUCAGAUAUAAGCUCAAAGAAGAAGAAGAUUGCCAAGAAGGCCACUCCCACCCCAAGUGUGGAAUCCUCCAUCACUGAAACUGCAGAUGACUUAUCAGCCAGAACGACUCUCAUCAUCUGCCCGCUCUCGGUGAUUAGCAACUGGCUGGACCAGUUUGAGCAACAUGUACGUGCUAACGUGAAGCUAAACGUGUAUCUGUAUUACGGCCCAGAUCGCAAUAGGAGCAAAAAGUUUCUUUCCUCUCAGGACGUGGUGAUCACCACUUACAACGUCCUCUCUGCCGACUUUGGGAAUAAGAGUCCCCUCCAUGGAAUCAAUUGGCUGAGGGUUGUACUGGAUGAAGGGCAUGUUAUAAGAAACCCUAAUGCACAGAUGAGUAAAGCUGUGCUUGACCUCAAAACUCAGCGGCGCUGGAUUUUGUCAGGUACUCCUAUCCAGAACAGUGUGAAGGACCUGUGGAUGCUGCUGGCUUUCCUGCGUCUGAAGCCCUUUGAUGUGAAAGAGUGGUGGAACAGAGUGAUCCAGAGACCUGUUACUCAAGGAGACAGGGCCGGCCUUCAGAACCUUCAGACCCUGGUGAAGUGCAUCACCCUGCGGCGGACCAAGAGCAGUGAGGUGAAUGGGCGCCCUCUCGUGUCUCUGCCUGAGAAGACAGUGUGUGUGGAGCAGGUUGAGCUGAGCCAGCCAGAGCGAGAGGAGUAUGAGCUGGCACGAAAUGAGGGAAAAAACACCAUUGGCAGAUAUGUAGCUGAAGGGACAGUCUUGAGGAAUUAUGCUGAUGUCUUGGCUAUCCUGAUGAGGCUUCGACAGUACUGCUGCCACCCUGAUCUGCUGGCAAAAACAUCCUCAGACUUGGGUGCUGCAGCAACGCCUGCAGAGCUGCGGGAGCGUAUGAUAGAGAAGUUGCGGUUGGUGUUGGCCAGCGGCUCUGACGAGGAGUGCUCUGUGUGUCUGGACUCCGUCCGUCUGCCCGUCAUUACACGCUGCGCCCAUGUUUACUGCCGACCCUGCAUCGCCCAGGUUAUCAGCAAUGAGCAGGAAAAGGCACGCUGUCCUCUCUGUCGAAGUGAGAUCAAGACCAGUGAACUGGUGGAGUUUCCUCAGGACGAAAUGGAGGAAGAGAGCAGUACAAACUCUGAGAAGUGGAGGACAAGCUCAAAGGUGCAAGCGCUGCUGGGAAAUCUGCUCAGGCUGCGAUGUGAAGACAGCAGCAUUAAGUGUUUGGUUGUCUCUCAGUUUACACGCUUCCUCACCGUACUGGAGACUCCACUCAGAGAGCAUGGUUUCAGUUUUGUGCGUUUGGAUGGCAACAUGAGCCAAAAGAGGAGGGCUCAAGUCAUCCAGGAGUUUCAGAGCUCUGCAGCCGACAGCCCUGCCAUCAUGCUUCUGUCACUCAAAGCUGGAGGGGUGGGGCUUAACUUGACCGCUGCCUCUCGUGUUUUCUUGAUGGACCCUGCAUGGAAUCCUGCUACUGAAGAGCAGUGUAUCGACCGCUGCCACCGUCUGGGACAGAAGAAGAAGGUCGUCGUCACCAAGUUCAUUGUGAAAGAUUCAGUGGAGGAGAGCAUGGUGAAGAUCCAGAGGAAGAAGCAGGACCUGGUGGAGAAGGCUUUCGGCCCCACGAACACUGAUAGGAAAACAUCUCGCAUUGAUGACAUAAAAGCUCUGAUGGAGCUUUAGACAGACAGUGGACAUUGAAAUGUCUGAGUUGUCUUUGAACAGUUCUCUUUCGGGCCUCACAGUUAACAUGUGAAGGGCUGCGUAGCUUGCUUGCAAACAUUGUCAAUGUUUUGUGCAUAUUUUGAAAAGUGAUUGUUUCUUUUAUAGUUUAUCAUGUUCUAAAUUUUCUUUCUACUUCUAUUUAAUUACUAUUUUGAUACUGGUUUACUUACAGGAUGCAUGCGUAGGACUUGUGUGUCUUUGAUUUAUGAUGAGCUCCGCUAAUGCACGGAGUUGGCUGAGUGUGUUGAAAGUUAAUACCCUGGGAUAAAGACUGGGGAGAAAUACCAACCUGUAGCUUAACUCUUCAGGUUGUCAACCAUGAAGAUUAAGAUGUUCUGUAUGUUCCAUUUUGUUGGAUUAAAGAAAUACAGACCACU